Molecule: messenger RNA, 1638 nt
Organism: Trichomonas vaginalis G3
Lineage: Eukaryota; Parabasalia; Trichomonadida; Trichomonadidae
Product: papain family cysteine protease domain containing protein family
Exons: 1
Coding region: 1-1638 (545 amino acids)
Source: RefSeq, a predicted model, not a curated record
AUGAUUUAUUUACCAAGGAAGACAUAUUUUCAACUUCUUGUUCUAGGAAUAUCGUCGUUGAUCUUUUCUAUAUUGACAUUAUGCUUCUCGUCAUAUAUAUUUUCGAUUUCGAAAAAACCUCAACAAACAUCUUUACCAUUUAUCACAGGAAAACCAUUACCAUCUAAAUACUUGAUUGACGGCAGUGUUAUGAGUCCAGUCUUUGAUCAAGGUCCGCGCGGCACAUGUUAUUUAUUUCAAAUCAUUUCUAUUCUCGAGUCACAGUACAAAAAACAAGGAUUACGAAACGGCUACUUACAAGAGAACGAAUAUUUAAAGCUUUCAGUCGAAGGUCUUGCAUACAAAAUGGUACAACUGUGCCAACAAUACCCUAAUAGUCCUCCUUGCAUAAACAGUCCACGUUUAUUAAAUACAUCAGACGCAGGCAGUCUUUCUGAGUUCUUAGAUUUUGUCGAUUACUUUCCGGAAUUCAAGAAAUACGUUGUUCCCGCAAAUUGUUGUGUUUACCAACAAAAACCACAAAACGAAAUGAUUUGUCCAAACAUCGACAACUGCAUCAAGAACAACCCUAUCGAAUUCAACAUCCUUCGUCGUUAUUACACACAAAACAUCGAAGAUACAAAACAAUGGCUUUACCAACUUGGUCUUCCAUCCGGUUUCUCUAUUACUAUGCCACAACAGCGUUACAUCUUCCCAUGUAGUAAUCGACUAGUCAACAAUAGUUUGUCAUGUCUGAAUCGCGAUUUCCGAUGUCCAGACGAUCCAAGAGAAUUUUGUUCUAUCGAAGACUUCAAGCUUUUCAAAGCUAGUGAUGCUGAGUUUAUUUUCCAUAAGACAGGACGCACAGUUCCUGGCACAGGCCAUGCUAUGACAUUAGUUGGCUACAAUGAUAAUUUCAGUCCUAAGAUGACGUACAACUUCACCGGUCGAUCUCCACAGACAGGAGGUUUCAUCAUCAAGAACAGCUGGGGAUCACGUGGCCACACAUACGAAUAUUUACUUGACAUGAUGACAGAAGACCAAGACGCUAUGUAUUGUCCAGACAAAGACAACGUCAUGCGAUGGAUUCCUGCAUCAUACGAAUGCAUCAAACAAUACCGUGAUGGUGACAAAUGUUCAUUGGACACAAUUCUCACACGAGGCAAACGAAUUAUGAAAUCAUCAGAUACAUUGAAAUGUGUUAACAAAACACACUGUGAUGUUAAUUCUACAUAUUAUUUACUUCGUGAAUCAUCAAGUUCAUUGUCUCCUUCUAUUGUUUGGUCUAAAUACGGUGUUCCUCUUUCACGUGUUAUUCGAGUCAAAGGAAAUGACUCUCCUGUUAUCGAGACAAUCGAAACAUUACCUAUCCAACACUUGUACUACGCAUUUCAGUUGCGAGAUGACUUGAUUGAACCUCCAGUUGAAGGUAAAUGCGGCUAUGUUAUGUUCUUUUAUGACGACCUUUUGGACAUGAAGAAGAUGACACAAGGUCAAAGCCGUGGUUAUUUCAUUGUUCAAGGUGUUGAUGUUGAAUUUACAAAAACUAGUUUCAAAGGCAGUGGCUCACGACUUAACUAUACACUUGUUGAUCGUUCGAUUUCAACAUACAAAGAAAUCGAUUCUCGUGAUCCAUUAGAUUUUACUGAAUUGUUAUAA